AUGAACCACACGCCAGCACCGGUACAUGCAGAAGAGCCAACAGAAGCUGAAGAAGAAAUCCAUGUGAUCACGGAAGCCGUGAGAAUUGGAGGUCUGGUCAUGAUGUCCAUAUGCAUAAGCCUUGCUGUUGGGUUUGCAGCCUGGGUGGUCUACCAUCGAGGUGCACCCACUGUGAAAAUGAUGCAGCCCCAAUUCUUGCUCAUGCUGUGUUUUGGAACGGUUCUGUCAUCUUUCACCAUCUAUUGCAUGGGAGCCAACGACCAAAAUUCUGUGAAUAUCAAUGCAACCUGUCUGGCAUGGCCUUGGCUGGGAUACACGGGAAGUACCAUCACUCUAUCAGCCCUGUUUUCCAAAUUAAUGAGGGUCAAUGAAAUAUUUCACGCACAUGGCUUUCAAAGAAAAGUUGUCACUGCAAGAGAUGUAUUGCUACCCUUUGUCACUCUCUUUGUCAUCAACUUGACAUUGCUAAUAUGCAUGUCAGUGCUGGACCCAUUGAAAUGGAAUAGAGUGCCUCUCAAUGAAGACGAACCUUACAGUACCAUUGGCUUUUGUGCUUUUGAAACAUGGGUCGGGGAACUUCUGAAUGCACUCUUGAGACUGGUUGUAUUUGUGGCAUUAAUUAUUCUCUGCGUUCAAGCGUACAGGGCUCGAGAUAUCAAGAGUACAUUCAGUGAGGCAAGAGGUGUGGCAUUGGCCAUCUUUUGCUGGCUCCAAUCUGACUUGAUUGUCACUCCUACAGAUUGGGUGGUGGAUCCAACGGAUGUUGAUACACGCUACACGCUUCGGGUUAUGCAAGAAUUUGUAAACAACAUGGCCAUGCUACUAUUUGUCUUUGGGCCCUUGAUUGCUCAUCACAGACACAACGUCAAGCAUGGCGACAGCACUUCCAUGAGAAAUACUCGGAUAUCAGGUCUGGACAUGGAGACAUGUACUGGUACCACAGCAGUAUUUGGGACAAGGACCUCUGCAGCUACAUCCCGUCCGUCGGGACAUCGUAGAGAGUCCGGGUUUGACGGUGAACAUCAUGAGGCAACCUUCAUUGGCAGCCAAAUGCCGACUGAUCCUCAUCAAUAUUCACAACAACAUCCCAAUCUUCCAGAAAUGGUGUUGGAAGUACAAACUCUCCGGGCCCGUGUGGCAGAGCUGCAAUCCAUAAUUGCCACUGCAUCUGCGGAAGGAGGAGGAACUGGAAAGAAUGAAGCUCAACAAACAAUAAAGGAGAGGGAAUCAGAUCAAGUAUCAUAA
Molecule: messenger RNA, 1245 nt
Organism: Seminavis robusta
Lineage: Eukaryota; Bacillariophyta; Bacillariophyceae; Naviculales; Naviculaceae
Source: the annotation of a GenBank genome assembly